Messenger RNA from Pseudozyma flocculosa PF-1, 4914 nucleotides. RefSeq lists its product as uncharacterized. The coding region runs from base 1 to 4914 and encodes 1637 amino acids. Gene Ontology annotation, molecular function: ABC-type transporter activity; ATP hydrolysis activity; ATP binding. The record is from RefSeq and is a predicted model, not a curated record. Gene Ontology annotation, biological process: transmembrane transport. Gene Ontology annotation, cellular component: membrane. The transcript has a single exon. Lineage: Eukaryota; Fungi; Basidiomycota; Ustilaginomycetes; Ustilaginales; Ustilaginaceae.
AUGGACUCGGCUGCCUCGUUGAGCGAGGUCGCCGCACCUCCAGCCUUGGGCCCGCUCGCACCACUCGACCACAUCGACGCACAAAAUGCCGUCACGGUCCCUCUCAUGGCGCUGCCCCUGCGCAUCUUGCAACACUCGCUCUCCGUCGCAAAGCAUGGCGCCUUGGGCAAGGUUUGCUCCAACCCCGAAGGCUGGGGACCCGUGUCCCAGCAGCGCGAGCUCGACUUUACCCCCUGCUUUCAGGAGGUCGCCUUCUGGAUCGGCCCCGUCUUUCUUCUCGCCAUCUUCGGCGGACUUCGCCUCGCAAGCCUCACACGGCUCGAGCCCCGCAAGCUCACUCGCCUCUCGCGCUUCCUCCUCCAGAUCAAGCACAUUCUUGUCGCCCUCCUCGUGAUGACCGCCGCCUUCCAGGUCUCCGUUACCUUUGGACUCUACCGCAAGCCGGAAGAGUCCGUCAUGUUCUGGUCCUCGCUCGUAGGCCUGGUCGGCUACCUCCUGGUCAUCGCCCUGCAGCACUUCAACCACACCCGCACCAGGAGCAGCUCCGAUACCUUGCUCCUCUUCUGGCUCUUCCACCUCGUCGCCAGCUCCAUCAAGCUCAGGACCAACCUCACCGUCCCCUCGCUCCCCAUCCGCCAGCAGCUGCCCACCUUUAUCCCCUUUGCCAUCCGCUUCGGCCUCGGCCUCGCCGUCUUUCUGCUCGAAUGCGCCGGCGUCGAGGUGGGGCUCUCGCAGCAGGACGGUACCCGGAAGCCCGUCGGCGCUGCAAACGGGGGGCAAGAGAACGGCGGUUCCCCCACCGCCACCUACCGUUCCCUCGGCAACGGCAACGCCAGCGCCUUUAGCAUCUUCAGCGACGCCAACAGCGAGGCCGGGCCCGACUACGAGACGCUCGGCGGCGCAAAAGAGUGCCCCGUCGAGACGGCCAACCUCUUCAGCCGCAUCUCUUUCCACUGGAUGCAGCCCAUGAUGACGCUCGGCGCCAAAAAGUUCCUCACCGAGGACGACAUGUGGGCGCUGCCGGCCAAGGAGGAUGCCGAAAACCUCGGAAGGCGCUUCGACAAGUACUGGCCCCUCUGCAAGGACAAGAAGACGGGCAAGCCGGCGCUGUGGACGACGCUCGCCUAUGCCUACGGCGGGCCCUUUUUCUUUGCCGGCCUGCUCAAGGCGGUCCAGGAUUCGCUGGCGUUUGUGCAGCCCCAGACGCUGCGCCUGCUGCUCAGGUUCGUCCAGGACUGGGACAGCGAGGACCCCAACCAGAGCGCCACGCCUGGCUUCCUCCUCUCGCUGGCGCUCUUUGUCAUCGCCAUUGUCCAGACCUCGUUCCUGCACUCCUACUUCCAGAUCUGCUUUGUCACCGGCAUGCGGGUGCGCGCCGGGCUGGUGAGCGCCAUCUUCAAAAAGAGCCUCCGCCUCUCCAACGAGGAGCGCGGCACCCGCGCCACGGGCGACAUCCAGAACAUGAUGUCGGUCGACGCGCAGCGCCUCAUGGACCUCUGCUCGUACCUCUGGAUCGCGCUCAGCGCCCCGUUCCAGAUCACGCUGGCCUUUGUGUCGCUCUACAACCUGCUCGGCUGGUCGUCGAUGGUGGGCGUCGCCAUCAUGGUCGUCGCCGUGCCCCUCAACACGAUGCUGGCGCGCUACCUCCGCAAGCUCAGCGAGCGCCAGAUGAAGGUCAAGGACAAGCGCACCCGCCUCAUGAACGAGAUCCUGACCAACAUCAAGUCGAUCAAGCUCUUUGCCUGGGAGGAGGCUUUUGCCCGCAAGCUCUACCGCGUCCGCAACGACGAGGAGCUCAAGCUGCUCAAGCGCGUCGGCAUCGUCAGCGCCACCUUCAACUUCUUCUGGACCGCCGUGCCCUUCUUUGUCUCGCUCGCCACCUUUGUCACCUACGCCUACACCAACCCGGAACCCCUCACCGCCGACAUCAUCUUCCCCGCCAUCGCCCUCUACCAGCUGCUCUCGUUCCCCAUCGCCAUGUUCGCUGGCAUCAUCUCGGCCAUCCUCCAGGCCCAGGUGUCGGCCAAGCGCCUCUCCGACUUCUUCGACGCCGGCGAGCUCGACCCCGAGGCCCGCAAGGUCAUCCUCCCCGGUCAAUCGGCGCCGCAGAACCCCGACGAGCCGGCUCGCCCCAUCGAGCCGCUGAUCGCCAUCAACGACCCCAGCACGGAUGCGCGCGAGGCGCGCGAGGAUGAGGAGGUGGUGCGGAUCCGCAACGGCGAGUUCAAGUGGUCGAGGUCGCAGCCGGUGCCCACCCUGCAGGACAUCAACCUCUCGGUCAAGAGCGGCGAGCUGCUCGCGGUGCUUGGCAAGGUCGGCGACGGCAAGAGCUCCCUGCUCUCCGCCAUCCUCGGCGAGAUGGUGCGCACCGACGGCGAGGCCGUCAUCAAGGGCCGCACCGCCUACUUUUCCCAGGGCGGCUGGACUAUCGGCGCCUCGAUCCGCGACAACAUCCUGUUCGGCCUGCGCUACGAGCCCGACUUCUACCAGCGUGUCCUCGAGGCGUGCGCCCUGACACCCGACCUCCAGAUCCUUCCCGACGGCGACCGGACCGAGGUAGGCGAGCGCGGAGUCAGCCUGUCGGGCGGUCAGCGAGCGAGGGUCGCCCUCGCCCGAGCGUGCUACGCGCGUGCCGACAUCUACCUGCUCGACGACCCGCUUGCUGCCGUCGAUGCCCACGUCGGAGCACACAUCUUCAAGAACGUCAUCGGACCCAAGGGACUGCUCAGGCACAAGGCGCGCAUCCUCACGCUCAACUCGGUCGCCUGCCUGCCCGAGUGCGACCAGAUUGUCUCUGUCCGCCGAGGCAUCAUCCUCGACGAGCGCGGCACCUACGACGAGGUCAUGGGCAAGAAGGGCGAUCUGUACAACCUCAUUACUGGUCUCGGCAAGCAGUCCGCCCGCGAACAGCAGGUCAAGGAGGAGGAGGAGGGCGACGGCAUUGCCGAGCCCGCCGACCUCGAGGUCAUCGACGAAGACAAGGAGAUCAACUCGCACGGCCAGGGCGCCGAAGAGUCGCUCGGCAAGAACAAGCUGCACCGCAGGAUCAGCACGGCAUCGAUGACCCGGCCCAAGACGCUGACCAAGCGCCAGAUCAAGCAGGAUCAGCUGCGCCAGCUGCGCGAGAGCUCGAUGCCCAAGGAGAAGCAGGAGCAGGGCUCGGUCAAGGGCGACGUCUACAAGGCCUACGUCAAGAGCUCGAGCCUGGUGGGCGUCGUCAUCUACCUGCUCGGCCACAUCCUGACCCAGGUGACCACCAUCGGCCGCGACGUCGUCCUCAAGCAGUACGGCGAGCUCAACAGCCGCAACGGCGGAUCGCCCGAGCAGACGCGCUUUUACCUGAUCCUCUAUGGCGUCACUGGCAUCUUUGCCGCCGGCUUCGUCUGCGUGUCGCCCUUUAUCCUCUGGACGUGGCUCGUGAUCCGCAGCGCCCGCAAGUUCCACGACGAUAUGUUCAACGCCGUGAUGCGCAGCCCGCUGCAGUGGUUCGAGACGACGCCGACCGGAAGGCUGCUCAACCUCUUCAGCCGCGACGUCAAUGUCAUCGACGAGAUCCUCCCCCGCGUGAUCCACGGACUCGCCAGGACCUUUAUCGUCGUGGUCGGCGUGCUCGUCGUUGUCACCUACUCGGUGCCGCCGUUCGCCAUCGCCAUUAUCCCGCUGGCGUUUGCCUACCGCGCCAUCAUGCGCUACUACCUCGCCACCAGCCGCGAGCUGAAGCGCCUCGACUCGGUCUCCAAGACGCCCAUCUUCACCUGGUUUCAGGACUCGCUCGGCGGCCUCAGCUCGAUCCGCGCCUUUGGCCAGGAGACGCGCUUCAUCGCCACGUCUGAGGCGAGGGUCGACCGCAACCAGCAGUGCUACCUGCCCGCCAUCACCUGCAACCGGUGGCUGGCGGUGCGGAUCGAGUUUAUGGGGUCGUCGAUCAUCUUCAUCGCUUCGUCGCUCGCCGUCUUUGUCAAGACGCGCAACGGCAACAUGGACGCCGGCCUGCUCGGGCUGAUGCUGUCGCAGGCGCUCUCGACAACGCAGGCGCUCGCCUGGGUCGUGCGGCAGGCGAGCGAGGUCGAGCAGGCCAUGGUCGCCGUCGAGCGCGUCAUGUCUUACACCGACCUCGCCUCCGAGGCGCCCUACGAGAUCGAGGACCAGAAACCCGGGCCGGACUGGCCGUCGCAGGGCGAGGUGGUCCUGCAGAACUACUCGACGCGCUACCGGCGCGAGCUCGGCCUGGUGCUCAAGAAGCUCGAGCUCGACAUCAAGCCGGGCGAGCGCGUGGGCGUCGUGGGCCGCACGGGCGCAGGCAAGUCGAGCCUGACGCUCGCCCUCUUCCGCAUCAUUGAGGCGGCCGAGGGCAAGAUUGUCAUCGACGGCAUCGACGUCUCCAAGAUCGGGCUCAAGGACCUCCGUUCGGCCAUCGCCAUCAUCCCGCAGGAUCCGCAGCUGUGGGAGGGUACGCUGCGCGACAACCUCGACCCGACGGGCAAGUCGGACGACGCCGCGCUGUGGAAGUCGCUCGAGCAGGCAAGGCUCAAGGACCACGUCCAGUCGCUCGAGGGCGGCCUGGACACGAUGCUGUCCGAGGGCGGCUCCAACUUCAGCGCCGGACAGCGGCAGCUGAUCUGCAUCGCGCGCGCCUUUUUGCGCAACGCAAAGAUCCUCGUGCUCGACGAGGCCACCAGCGCCAUUGACCUCGAGACCGACGCCCAGGUCCAGGCCAUUGUGCGCUCCGAAUUCAACGGCACCACGAUCACGGUGGCGCAUCGCCUCAACACGGUCAUCGACUCGACGCGCGUCCUGGUUCUCAAGGACGGCACCGUGGCCGAGUUUGACACGCCGCAGAACCUGCUCGACAACAAGCAGUCGAUCUUCUUUUCGAUGGCCGUCGAGGCCGGCCUGGCAAAGGUGGACUCGUGA